CUCAAAGCUACAGUAUGGAAGUUGCAAUCUGGAUCUGUUUGUUCUGCUUGCAAGGCUGCCUACUUGCAGAUGGGCAGAACUGCGUAGAUGUGAACAGGGAUGGCACCAAAGAUCAGGAUAUCAUGUCACAAACUCGGCUGAAAAGGGAAAGCAACCUAAGCCAAACUGGAGCUAUUUCAGUGAAAGGCAUCCCCAACAUACUCAUACAGGGUGACAGAUCAAGAAGACAUCUGUCUAGUAACAAGAGAAAGCUGAAGCGCAAAUCACGUGUUGGCUCCUACUCACUGCUUAGCAACAACAAGCCUGCCUCACCUUUGCAGGUCACAAGGGUGAAGAGAGAUGACCGGAUAGGACAGGAAAAAGGAAGGAAAACCAGAAGACAACCUGCAAAGAACCAUGACAACAUGAUUUUGAUUGGAUUAUACCAACACAAAUUAACAAAUUAGGAAGGCAAUGUUAAUGCCAAUGACCGCCUAAAAUAUCGAGAAGUACAUAUUCUAACUUCAGCAAUACUUUGCAGCAAUGCUCCUUUUAAAGUAAAGGGGAUUUAGAUAUUGUGAUUUUAGCAUAAUCUUAGUUAAAAUCUAUGAUAAAGGAUAUAUCUUAUUAACGUGCAUUUUGCCUGGAUGUCUCCAUUUGUACUGUAGUUUUUAACAUAUUGUAAGUAUGUCUUAUUUAAUCAUUUGAUUGGUCUGAUUUGUUUAUGUUUCUACUCUGCCUAAAGAAGAUAAUUAGAAGUGGUAAAAGUAUAGUAGAAUAAAAAGAAUAAUGAGUUAUCCUGCACUCGCAAGCCUUUGUUAAUCUAUCCCAUUCUAUUUGGCAAUAUUUUCAUUGGCAAUGUGGUUUCCCUUGCACACACCAUCGGCAAAACAUUAUUCAUUCAUUUAUAUGUAUUUAAAAUCAAACCAAUUACCUUAAAAAUGUGCAUUAAAAACUGGUUGACUAACCUGA
Alosa alosa (allis shad) is the source of this 951-nucleotide messenger RNA. RefSeq lists its product as uncharacterized. The transcript has 5 exons. Bases 15 to 446 code for a protein of 143 amino acids. The record is from RefSeq and is a predicted model, not a curated record. NCBI's taxonomy places the organism in Eukaryota, Metazoa, Chordata, Actinopteri, Clupeiformes, Clupeidae.